UUUGGUGAUAUCGGAAGACAUUGUUACACAUGAUUCUUUUCGUCGGUUGCGUUUCAUUAAUUCGCUUAUUUAUUUUAUAUUAUUUAUUUAUUUCUUUCUCUUUUACGAUGACCACGAGAAAACGAUUAUGAGCGUGAGAGAUAAAUCGAUGUUACUCGAACGUUAGAAAAGAAGAAGAAGAAGAAGAAGAAAAAGAAGAAGAAGAAGAAGAAAAGUGUGGACCGGACGAUGACCGUUAUCUUCAUAAUAAUAAUAAUAACAACAAUAACGGAAAGACGUCUACGGGAGCUAUGGGGCCCAAUGGUGGUGAAGGAAUCAGUGCUGCCGUCGCUAAAGUUCUUCAAGGAUAUGAUUGGACAUUAGUACCGGUUGCUACUAAGGGCUCUGGCGACAAAAGGGCGGCACACGUGAAGAGACCAAUGAACGCUUUCAUGGUAUGGGCACAAGCUGCCAGGCGGAGACUGGCUGAUCAACAUCCACAACUUCAUAACGCCGAACUCUCGAAAACUUUGGGAAAAUUGUGGCGACGACUUUCCGAUAACGAUAAAAAACCAUUUAUCGAAGAAGCCGAUCGUCUUCGAGUUAUACACAAACGUGAACAUCCGGAUUACAAAUAUCAGCCUAGACGGCGAAAACCAAAUGGACCGUCGGGUCGUGAUAGUUCACCAUCGAGAAGCCAAAGUAAUUUGAUUUUUAGCGUGUCGAAGUCCUUGAAACAAGAGGAUAUGAGUCCUAGAGGAGUACAAGGACCAAAUUCACCUCAGAGCGGUGCUAAUUCUUCGCCAUCUACGACACCUAAUCAAGGAUUGUCAUUACCAACACCACCUACAACACCUAGAGGUCAACAUUACGUCAAUCAGGGUAAUCAACAUCAACAAAACAAUACGUUUUAUCAUCAAGAAUUGGUAAACAGUACGACGUCGGUCGAAUCCCCACAACCAUCUGGGGUUGAUUUUCGAUAUAUCGAAGUUGGGGAUGGUUUACCGGUCGAAGAGAGUCAAUUGAACGGCCUUGGAACAUUUGGAUUGAAUCUUCCAUUAAAUUUACAAGAGUGCGAAGUCGAGAGCAACGAAUUGGACCAAUAUCUACCACCGCAGGUUGCACCUGUGCAAUAUCCACCUGUAUCAACUACUACCACGAAUCAAUGGAUAUUGAACAGAUACGAGGAUGAAACCGAAAGGCCUAGCAAACGUCAUUGUACCGAACACUCAAUCAACGAAAUAACUUGGGAAGAUAGAACCCAAGAGAUGGUGAGGUAUCACGAAUUGCAGCCACCAUUGCCACCGGUUGGUCACAUAGCGCCAUUACACAAUCCACCACAUCAUUCGAUGCAGAUGGGCCAUACACAUGUACCCUCUGGGCCUUAUGCCCAAUAUCAUCGAUACGGCGUCGAGGCCUGGCCCAAUUAUUUAUAAAUUUAGAUUU
Vespula pensylvanica (western yellowjacket) is the source of this 1425-nucleotide messenger RNA. Its product is annotated as transcription factor Sox-10-like. Gene Ontology annotation, biological process: regulation of transcription by RNA polymerase II. Gene Ontology annotation, cellular component: nucleus. The transcript has 6 exons. Lineage: Eukaryota; Metazoa; Arthropoda; Insecta; Hymenoptera; Vespidae. The coding region runs from base 291 to 1415 and encodes 374 amino acids. Gene Ontology annotation, molecular function: RNA polymerase II cis-regulatory region sequence-specific DNA binding; DNA-binding transcription factor activity, RNA polymerase II-specific. The record is from RefSeq and is a predicted model, not a curated record.